AUGAAAACCCCCCCAUUAGUUGUGCUGAUUAUUGCUGCGAUUGCUCCCGUGGAGGCAAGCCAGCCUGGAACUGUUGAGGAUGGUCAUACACAUUCCGACAAGGGCUACAAGGACUGGGUACUCGAAAAGGCAAAAGAUGGCGCCAAUUGGGCUGCUGCGAACCCGGGAUCUGCGGCUUGCCUUGCUGGAGGCUUGACGGCUUUGGCUGCCCCAGGUGUAGUGGCCAUUCCCCUUCUUCACCAUGCGGGUUUUACUGCUGUUGGAGUGCAGGCUGGGUCAGUUGCAGCUGGGAGCUGGUUUACCAUCGGACAGAGUGCUGGGGCCGGGGGUUAUGGAUUCCCAAUUGUUCAGGGAAUGGUUCAGGGAGUUGGGGUUGGUGUCGGCGCCGUCGGCGCAGGAUGGAAACAUCUCAAACGUUGGACGAGUGGUGAUGAUGGUGAGGAGGGAACUCUAUGA
Molecule: messenger RNA, 456 nt
Organism: Aspergillus homomorphus CBS 101889
Lineage: Eukaryota; Fungi; Ascomycota; Eurotiomycetes; Eurotiales; Aspergillaceae
Exons: 3
Coding region: 1-456 (151 amino acids)
Source: RefSeq, a predicted model, not a curated record